AUGCCAAGGCCCCAGAAGCUUCUGACUCGGGAGGAUUUCCGUUUCCUCUGCCGGCGAGGCUCCAUGCUGCCUGCGCCUGCGUUAGGAGCUCUGGGUGCUCUGUGUUCCCCACCGCCCGGCGCCACACAGUUCAGGGGCCCGCUGCGCCUCUCCUUCCAGCAGGACCCUCGGCCGCCACCCCUGCAGCUGGCAGUUUCAGAAGUGUCCAGUGUGGCCAAGUCGGCCCAGGAGAAGGUGGUGGCCUGCCGAGCGGUGGGGGAUGCCCUGCAGUUCCUGGUCAGCGUGGGGCCGGCCGCCUCAGGGGACACAGGGCGCUGGCUGUGUGACGUGCGGCUGUCCCCGGUGCACCUGCAGCUGGAGUUCCACAUGAGAGAGAAGAGAGAGGACAUCCACAUCCGGUGGGCCUUCGUCCCUGUGCCGGGAACAGACGUGCAGGUCCAGCCCCGCGCCCCGGCAGCCGUAGAGGUGGGCUGUCCCCGGGACCCCUGUGUCACCAGGCCCGCGGACCAGCAGGAGGCUCAGAACCUGCCCCGCACCUCCCUGCCCACCCAGGACUGCUGCCCGCCCAAGCCGCCCAGAGCUCACGAGCUGAGACUGCAGGUGAAGAACAUCCGGGCCUCGCUGCUCCGCCCCCCGGGGGCCUCAGGCGGCACCAGCCCUGUGUGCACGGCGCAGCUCAAUGACCCGGCUCAGAGGUUCGCCAGCGCCCGGGCGAGGAACACUGCGGACCUCGUGUGGGAGGAAGAGUUCACCUUUGAGCUGAACGCCAAGUCCAGGGAGCUGUACCUGCAGAUCUCGGAGGAGGGGCAGCCCUUGGAAGGUCCGUUGGCUGUGGCGACUGUCCCGCUGGACCUGUUUAGGAAGCAGCCUUCUGGACCGCAGAGCUUCACGCUGACCGGAGGGCCGGGCCUGGGCAGUGCGGUGCUGGGCUCUGUCACCGCGGAGUUCUCCUACCCGGAGCCCGGGGAGCCCAGAGCCCUGCAUGCCCUCGCCCCUGCGCCCACGCCUGCCUCCACGGUGGAGAAGGACCGCACCGUGAUGCCCUGUGGCACCGUGGUCACCACCGUCACCGCCGUGAAGACCAAGCCACGCUUCGACCCGGGGAGGGCGGCGGAGUCUCCUGUGAGGACACCCGUCAAGGUGAAGGUCAUCGAGAAGGACAUCUCCGUGCAGGCCAUCUCAUGCCACAGCGCGCCUGUCAGCAAAACUCUGUCCUCUUCAGACACGGAGCUGCUGGUACUGAGCGGGUCCGACCCGGUGGCUGAGGUCGCCAUCCGACAGCUCAGCGAGUCCUCGAAGCUGAGGCUGAAGUCACCGCGGAAGAAGAGCACGCUCAUCAUUUCGGGGGUCUCCAAGACCUCUCUCUCUCAGGACCAUGAUGCUGCUCUCAUGCUGGACUACGCGGCCUCCAUGCACAGCACCCCCCAGGACGACACCCCGGCCACCGCCCCGGCCACCCCGAGGNNUGCCGAGCUCUCGCCACCCCCCGCCGCCCCGAAGCCCGAGCCGGACCCCUGGGAGCUGCAGAAGGAGGAGGCAGCUUGGAGCCAGCCUUGCCUGCUUGCGCCUGACGGGGAUGGGGACGGGCUGUCCGAGAGCUCCCUGAGCACCGUGGAGCUGGGCAGUGCCAGGAAGCGGAAAGGAGGGAUCCUCAGGAAAGGCGCCAAGCUGUUCUUCACCCAGCGGCACCAGCAGAAGGACCCCGGCAUGAGCCAGUCCCACAACGACCUGCUGUUCCUGCAGCAGCCCGAGGGGCCCCGCCGGAAGGGCAGGACCCUCACCCGCAUCCUGAACAAGAAGCUGCUCUCCUGGCCGAAGGGCAGGGACGCCGUGAAUGGUGUGUCUGGGGAGCCCUGCACGUAACGCGCGUGGCCACUCCUUCCUCAGGAAGCCAGAGGACGGGACCGCGACAAGCCCUACCUAGGCAGCGGUGCCAGCGGCUGCCCCACACCUGCCUUCUUGCUCUAGGCUUUGGGAGGAAAAAAGCAGCCGGCAUCUUCAGCUUCGCCCAAAGAGGGCUGACAGCCCUGUCAUUCUGUGCCAGGGGCCCCCCAGGACCUGCCACGCUCCAGCCUGGCAUGAGGCUCUUCUGGUAUUGGGGCUGUGUCGGGCGGGGCUGGAAUGGCUGGCACGUCCACAGUGCCCCCAGCAGGGCGCCAGCUCCACACCUGACCGUGUGGGAGGAGCCAGUGUCCCUGUGCUGUCCCGGCACAGCGUGGGUGGGACGUGGUCCUGGGCCUCUGCAGGGACUAAAACGUGCACCCGGCCAGGAGGACAGUGGAGGGAUUUCUCAUAGACACAAAUCAUGACAGGAAUGGAAAGAAAGGAGGGCGUCCGCCUUUGAAGUUAGCUGUAUCCCUUGGCCGGGCGUGAAUCCGGAGUCCUGUGCAUCUGUCCCACGCCUCCACGUGGACCCGAGCCACCUUGCCGCUGGAGAUGUACGGGCCACAUGGAUCUACACUGUCUCCCACGUCAAGCUCAGGAUGCCCGUGGCACUGGACACAGGAAGUUUGCCUGGCACAGGAGGUCAGGGCAGCGAUCACCGGGUUUCCGGACUCGCACGUGUGGAUCUUGUCAACAUCGGCCCGGGGCUGCGGAGGAAGUGAACUGUGUCCCCGGGUCAGCCUUCGGAACGGAAGCUUAUUAACCCACGGGCCGACUCACAGGCCUUUUGGGGGCGCUCCUGCAUUCUGCUGUGCACAGUGCUCCUAGCCGCAUUUUGGGGUGUCCUUAAGUAGGAGCACAGUUUUAUGUCCCUCAGUACAGUCAACUGCUUUCCCAGCCCCACGGCCAGUGCUGUCCAGUCCUUUCCCAGCAAGCACUGAGCUCUAGGCCCCUUGACCAGCCAUCCCUGCCCCAUGGCCGAGCAGGUUGCAGGGCAACUGUCCCGGGCGAUGUAGGAGCCUCUCGUAGAUUCAGCUUUGCGGGCUUGGGGGCGCUGGGGGGAAGCCUGGCUCCCAGCACAGGUCGGGCCCGUUUGUGCACCCGUUAUACGCCUUCCCGGGAAGCAGCCACCACGCAGCAGACAGCUGCAGGAAAGCCCAGAUUAUAGCAGUUGUGUUUCCUGUUGGAGGGAGAGAUUCAAAAACGGCACUAGAAAUUUCACUUUCAAAUUCACGUUAAGCAGUUCUUAGGUGUUCCUAGAGUUACCAAGUGACAACGACGACUUUCGAACCACUGUUUUUGAAAAGGUUCUUUCUAAAGUUAAUCAUCGUAAGGUUCCCAAGCCCACCGCCUCACUGAGCCAGUGCCCCAGUCACAGACCGCUCCUUGCCUCUGAGGGGCGGCGGUCACCUUCAGCUUUCCUCUGGCAGAACUCGUGACAUACAGCAGACUAUUUUUCUUUUCUUUUUCAGUGCUGGGAUUGAACCCACAGCCUUGCACAUGCCAAGCAAGUGCUGUACCA
This is a messenger RNA of Fukomys damarensis (Damara mole-rat), 3406 nucleotides long. It is a transcript of the gene C2cd2, whose product is annotated as C2 calcium dependent domain containing 2. The record is from RefSeq and is a predicted model, not a curated record. The coding region runs from base 1 to 1863 and encodes 620 amino acids. The transcript has 15 exons. Lineage: Eukaryota; Metazoa; Chordata; Mammalia; Rodentia; Bathyergidae.